AAGAGUUUGAUGAGGAGGAAGAGGAUGAGUCAGAGGAGGAUGGAGCAGAGGAGGUGGAGGUAGAAGAGGAGGUUCAAGUUACAAUUGUGCAGCAAAGUCAAGAAAGACGAGAGGAGGAGCAGCAGGUGAUGAAAGAAGAGAGAGAGAAGGAGGAGAAGAGAGAGGAGGUGAACAAAAACACAAAGAUCAGGAAGUUUACACACAAGCUGAGAGCUCUUGUUCUGCAAACGAUGCACAACACACACAUUCUGAAGACUCUUACUGUGAAAAUAAUACACAACACACAAACUCCUGUUCUGAAAAUAACGCAAGUCACACACACUCUGAGGUCUCUUAUUGUGAAAACAGAAGGCAAUUUAAGGAGUCCAUCACACCUCACGAACUCUCUGAGGGCUCUUUUUCUGAAAGUACAUAACACACACAGACUAUAAAGACUCUUAUUCUGAAAAGGAUGAACAACACCACACUCCGAGGACUCUUUUUGUCAGAAAAACACACGUGUAGAAAAGUCUCAAACGCACCAGGAACAGCCUGAGGAUUCUUAUUAUGAAACGAACACUCUCCAAACUCACUCAGAAGACUCUAAAUCUGAAAAGAGCACACAAGAAACCCAAUCUGUAGGCUCUGAUACUGUAGGGAACAUAACACAGAUCAUGGCUGAAGACAUGCACACUGACAAUAACACACUUCAAAAUCAGUCUGAAGACUCGUAUACAGAAGUAAACACACUCAAAGCCCUUGCCGAAGACUCUUGUUCUGAAAAGAACACAUUUCAAACACACCCUGAGGAGUCUAACACACCAGCGCUGCAUCCGGACUCAUCUGGGAGUCUAUGUGAGGAGUCUGAAAAUGCACAGGAGAAGCUGACGGAGGAGAAGGAGGAAGAGGAGGAGGCAGCGUGCUGCUGUGAGGAGGUUGGUGGAGGAAGAGCUGCCGAGCUUCCAACUGAAGGCUCCGUCAGUGAGUUGCCUCCUGCACAGCCACAUCUCAUUCAGUCUGCUGGUCCCAGCACAACAAAACCAGCACCACCUCCACCUGCUCCACAUCAGGAGCAGUCAGCUGUGCCCACAGUCCCAGUGCGCUUUACCCAGUCCUCCAAGUCCUCCCAGUCCAAGUGGUCCAGCUUCUACAACGUGCUGCUCAGCUCUGCAGCUCUCUGUCUGCCUGGAACCAGAGAUCGUAGCGGUCGGGCUCUGCUGACCGUCUGCCCUAGCAACACAGUGUGGUCAAAUCCCGACUGUGACAGCGCAGAGCUGCUCCGCCUCCUGCUCUACUACACAUCCACCCUCAGGAAGGAUGUGGCAGCGUUGGGAAUGACUGUGCUGGUGGACGCCCGUAGAGCUGCUCCUGCUCCCGCCCUGUUCUCCUCCCUCAGGUCCUUACAGGAGAACAUACCAGGCUCAAUCCACUCCGUGCUGCUGCUGGUCAACAAGGACUCGUCUCUGCGUCCGGACAAGCCUGCAGCACUACAGGUAGAGGUGUUGAGCUCUCUCAAGUCUGUUCAGAAACACGUGGAGCUCCGUCAGCUUCCUGCUGAGUUUGGAGGAUCGUUCAGCUUCAGUCAGAGCAGCUGGCUCUGCUACAGAUCGAGAGUGGAGCAGCUGACCAAUCAGUGUGAAGAUGUCAUCAACCUGCUGCAGAAAACUAUCAACAUCCUGCAGUCCACUCCUCUACCUGCUGCCGCUCAGGAUGCCGAGCUGCUGCUGUCCAGGUACAAGGCUGUGAUGCGCAGCAUUCUCGAAGACAGCCGAUUGGUGCAGCUGCAGCAGGAGGGCGGAGCCUUGCUGUCGCGACUCCGCAGAGAGGAGAGCAGCCUCAGCGAGACUGAAGAUUAUCGGGCGGCGGUGGAGACGGUGUCGACUCUGUACGACGAGGUGGACGAGCUGCUCCACCGCCUGGUGACGCUCUCCAACUCCAGGACUCAGGAGCUCAAUUUCAUCCUGGAGUUCAGCCGACUGGAGCAAGGUUUCACAGAGGUGAGGUCGUGGCUGGAGCAGGUCGGGGAGGUUAAUCUGAAGAGUCUGAAUGAACCGGACGAAUCUUUGGAGCUUCUGAACAAAAAACAACAAGACUUCAAAGCUUUCCACAUCACAGCAUACGAGCGAUGCAGUCGAGGCGAGGCAUUAUUGAGUCAUGUCGAGCGUUGGGGCGACAUGUCAUCAGCUGACCUCCACGUCUACGAGGAUAAAAUUCAUUCUUUCUUUGCUCAGCUUCAGGAUUUCUCUCAGCGGGUCAAAACCACAGGCAGGAACAUCGAGCAGGCCGUCUGCCUCUAUCGCUUCUUAGACCAGGCCUAUGGCUGGGCUUUGGAGGGUAUGCGUCACCUAGCUGGAGUCAGUAUGGAGGAGUGCACGCUGCCAGACAAACGGCAGGCGGUGAUCGACUGCCUGGAGGACUACCAGCGCCAGCACCCACCUAUCCCAGACGGCCGUUUUCAGGAGAUGAAGGCGUUGGCAGAGGAGCUGCGGGGCGAGCGAGGCCUCCGUCAGUGGAGCUUCGCCUGGUCAAAAUGUCAGGAGACCAAGAAGAUGUUUGACAGGAAGAUGGAGGCGGCGCUCAGGACACGAGACUCCGCCCACAGACAGAGAUCUGACUCUGCCGUCAGCAGGAGCUCCAUCUCCUCCAGGAAAUCACUGUCAGGACUUUUGGGGGUCUUUGAUAAGUCCUUAACUUUCUCAUCUUGCCCCCCUGAGGAGAGCAACUCCUCGCCUCCUCGCAGCACUUCCUACUCCCAUCUCUCCAACACUCCUCAACACACCCCACUCCUCCAGCGUCUGUUCCGCAGCCCCUCCUCCUCCUCCGAGUCGUCAGAUCUGGUGGAUAUCUGUUCCUCCAGUCCCAGUCUACCCCGCCUCGGCUCCUGUCACAGCUUCACACCCUCCUUCGCCUCGUCCCCCUCCUCAACCUCCUCAUCCUUCUCCUCCAGCAGGCGGCAGCAGUUAAGAAAGACUCAGAGCUUCGACUGUCCCUCCACCCCCGAGUCGUCACGGUACGGGCCCAACCCCCGCACCCUCAGCGAGCCGGUGCGCAGAGGAAACACGGGCGUGUUCAUCCGCGGCCUGGAGGUCAGCAGCUCUGAGGCAGCUGACCACACGCUCUGCCCCAGGACACCUGCUCACAGCUGGGCAGUGCAGGGACUGAGCAACCCUGGGACACCCGGAACCCCAAGAACCAAUGGCAGCCCGGCAACAGAGUCCAGACCCAGGGGGAGUAAGCUCCGGCACGUCGUCGAGGAGAUGGUGACCACGGAGAGGGAGUACGUCCGCUCUCUGAGUUACAUCAUCCGUCACUACUUCCCCAUGAUGGACCGGGCCGACCUUCCUCAGGACCUGCGGGGGAAACGCUCAGUCGUGUUCGGAAACCUGGAGAAACUUCUGGACUUCCACAGUCAGUUCUUCCUGAACGAGCUGGAGGCGUGCUGGAAACACCCGCUCAGAGUGCCACACUGCUUCCUCAGACAUCAGGAGCAGUUCAGUCUGUACGCUCUCUACAGCAAGAACAAACCAAAAUCUGACACUCUGCUCGCUCUGCACGGACACUCCUUCUUCAGGAGGAAGCAGGUGGAGUUGGGGGAUAAGAUGGACCUCUCCUCCUACCUGUUGAAGCCUGUCCAGAGGAUGAGUAAAUAUGCUCUGCUCCUCACUGACCUCAUGAAGGAGGUGGGCGCGGCUCAGGAGGCGGAGCAUGUCGCCCUGCAAGCCGCCACCAACAUGGUCAAGUUCCAGCUUCGUCAUGGCAACGACUUGUUGGCAAUGGACGCCAUCCGAGACUGUGAUGUAAAUCUGAAGGAGCAGGGUCAGCUGAUCCGUCAGGACGAGUUCACUGUCUGGACCGGGAGGAGGAAAUGUCAGCGCCACGUCUUCCUGUUUGAGGAGCUCGUUCUCUUCAGUAAACCCAAGAAGAUGGAGGGAGGGCUGGACGUCUUCAUCUACAAACACUCCUUCAAGACAGCAGAUGUGGGUCUGACCGAGUCGGCAGGAGACAACGGGCUCCGCUUUGAGAUCUGGUUCAGAAGGAGGACGUCUAAGAACCAGACCUUCAUUCUGCAGCCCGCCACAGCUGAGGUCAAACACGCCUGGACGACCGGCAUCGCCCGAAUCCUGUGGACGCAGGCCACCAAGAACAAAGAGAGUCGUCUGAAGGAGAUGGUGUCGAUGGGAGUGGGGAGUAAACCUUUUCUGGACAUCCAGCCGAGUGAUGCGGCCAUCAGUGACCGAGCCGUUCACUACAUCAUGAAGAGCAGAGGUGCCAGAACGCGAGCGUCCAUCGCCGUCUCUGUCUUCGAUCACUCGAACCCUUUCAAACGAGGAUCGGGGACCUCUGAAGCUGCGGCCUCAGGACCCUCUUCAUCCGGCCUGCUCGGACCGCUCAACCUGCACAUGCACAUGUACAGUCAAACCCUCUCCUCGUCUCCUGCUGCAGAGAGCUCCUUCAUCACUUCCUGUAUCGAGGAAGACGAGCAGGAGCACGAGACCAGCAGCCAGCCCUCCAUGACCACAGAGAGUUCAGGCUCGUCGUCUCGCUGUCUCUCGGGCUCCACCGGCUCAGACAGCGGUUGCGUCUCCUCCAACCUCCAGGAGGCGCUGCAGGAGGAGCCGAGCCCCCCCAGCCAGCCCUCCUCCUACUGCUCCUCCUCAAACAAACAGCAUCUCAACAGCCCGUACAUUUCACCUAAAACGGCUCCGGUCAUCAGCCCGGCCACCAUCGUGUGAGUCUGCUGACCUGACGGACUCGUAGGUCCGUCUGCUUCGUGCUGAAGUUUGGAGUUUCCUCACAGAUUUGAAUCAGCGAUGUUUGAUUGUCAGAUGUUUGUUUCAUUGUGUUCAUGUUGUUGAGCUCCGGUAGAGUUUGUUUUUGUAAAUAAUGACUGUUAGAGUUUAAUAAAUCUCCUCUCUGUAGUUCGACUCCUCACAGCUGCAGUGUGAUGUCUCUUGAUUGUGCUGAUGAGGCGACUGGUCUGUCAGGAGCACGCGCGUCCCAGCUGUGAGGAGUUCAGGUUUGUGUCUGAGCUGGUCCAGGAUCAGCUGGACUUAACUGUACAUGUGUGUAAAUAAAACCACAGCUGAGUGUCUGCUGUCACUUUUCUUACUUGAAUAAUAAACAUGAGUUUGUUUCAAACUGA
Labrus bergylta (ballan wrasse) is the source of this 5122-nucleotide messenger RNA. RefSeq names its product pleckstrin homology domain containing, family G (with RhoGef domain) member 4 (gene plekhg4). Lineage: Eukaryota; Metazoa; Chordata; Actinopteri; Labriformes; Labridae. Gene Ontology annotation, molecular function: guanyl-nucleotide exchange factor activity. The record is from RefSeq and is a predicted model, not a curated record.